Molecule: messenger RNA, 730 nt
Organism: Lycium barbarum (goji berry)
Lineage: Eukaryota; Viridiplantae; Streptophyta; Magnoliopsida; Solanales; Solanaceae
Exons: 1
Coding region: 111-482 (123 amino acids)
Source: RefSeq, a predicted model, not a curated record
CUAUUAUGGCCUACUGGUAUACUAACACUCCAAAUUACCUUCAAUCUUCAACACUUUCUUCACAAUUUUGCUAAACAAGUAGUAAUAAUUCAUCAUUUUUGCUAUUAACAAUGCCUAAAAAUAGCAAUUCCAAGAAACCUAAACCAAUAGAGAUAGAAAAGGAGAAACCAAAUUCUUCUUCAACGAAACCUAAAAAACCAAUUAGUGAAAUUGACGAAAUAUUUGCUGGAAGAAAGAGGAAGAAACCUGAAAAAGUAGAAAAAUCAAGUGGAGAUGUUGUUAUAGAGCCAAAAAAAGUGAAGAAAAACAAGGAAAAAAGUGUUAGAAUACGUAAAGAUAAUGUUUUUUCUGAGGUGCCACGUCAUUCGAGGAAGAAAACAGCAGAUGGGUUUACUUUAUAUACUGAAGAGGAGUUGGGUAUUGGGAAAUCUAAUGCUGGAGGUACCAAGCUUUGUCCUUUUGAUUGUGACUGUUGUUUUUAGUGAAUCUUGAUUGAAUUAUCAGUUUUGUAGUAGUAUAUGUCCAUUUUGAGGAUAAAGUUUUGUUCUUUUUACUGACUGGUGUAACAAUUUUAUUUGAAUGUAUGAACAUAAUUUUGUUUUUUAGACUUAAAUUGAUUGUGACUCUUGUUUUUAGUAUAUUUUGAGAGGAUCAUUUUGAUUAGAUGAACUAGAUCAGUUUGUAAUGAAGUUGUAGUCACCAUUUUGAGGAUGGGGUUUUGUUCUUUUUA